AACUUUUUGAGCAAACCAGGAGGCGGGAGGAGGGGUUUGUCCCGCGGCGAGGAGGAGGAGGAGGAGGAGGAGGAACUGCUUUUAACCGCCCGCGAUGAGGAUCCGUCUGGCGAGAAGAUGGACGUGGGUCCGCAAAAGCUGCGUGUUUCUGGGCUUCUUGAUGAUCGCUUACUUUGCGGUCGAGCUGUCGGUUUCUUCCUUCGGUGCCUCCCUCGCCGGGGAGAGCAUCACCAAAGGGAGAUGGGAGAGGCGCUUUUCUGACAGAGCAGGAGAAGCUGUGGAUUUGGCUCGUCCCGUUUAUGACAAAUCCCCGCCCGAUCCUUACGCUCCAGGAGAAUGGGGUAAGCCCUCUCGCCUGCAGCUGACUCCCGAGGAGAAGAAACAGGAAGAAGAGCUGAUCGAGAAGUAUGCAAUUAAUAUUUAUGUGAGCGAUAAAAUCUCUCUCCACCGGCACAUUGAAGAUAAUCGACUGAGUGGCUGUAAAACCAAAUCUUACGACUACAGGAGGCUGCCCACGACGUCUGUUAUAAUCGCUUUUUACAAUGAAGCCUGGUCAACGUUGCUGCGGACGAUACACAGUGUUCUUGAAACAUCGCCUUCGGUGCUUCUAAAAGAAAUUAUACUGGUGGAUGACUUAAGCGAUAAAGUGUAUUUGAAGAGUGACCUCGAAAAAUACAUAAGCAGUCUGAACAGAGUUCGUUUGAUAAGAACCAACAAACGAGAAGGAUUGGUUCGCGCACGCUUAAUUGGCGCUACCUUUGCUACUGGUGAUGUCCUCACGUUUCUAGACUGUCACUGUGAAUGUGUCUCUGGCUGGCUGGAGCCACUGCUCGAGAGGAUCGCUGAGAACGAGACUGUUAUUGUUUGCCCUGUCAUUGACACCAUUGACUGGAAAACGUUUGAAUACUACAUGCAAACGGCAGAGCCCAUGAUUGGGGGGUUUGACUGGCGGCUGACAUUCCAGUGGCACUCGGUGCCUAAACAUGAGCGGCUCAGGCGGAAAUCUGAAACUGACCCAAUCAGAUCCCCAACUAUGGCUGGUGGCUUGUUUGCUGUCAGCAAGAAGUAUUUUGAGUACCUGGGUACCUACGAUACGGGAAUGGAUGUCUGGGGAGGGGAGAACUUAGAAUUAUCGUUUAGGGUUUGGCAGUGUGGAGGCAUGUUGGAAAUUCAUCCAUGCUCCCAUGUGGGCCAUGUGUUUCCAAAGCGCGCGCCCUAUGCUAGACCGAAUUUCCUUCAGAACACAGCACGUGCUGCUGAGGUGUGGAUGGAUGAGUACAAAGAGCACUUUUACAACAGAAAUCCUUCUGCAAGAAAAGAAAACUACGGAGAUAUUUCUGAGAGAAAGAUAUUAAGAGAACGUUUGAAAUGCAAGAGUUUUAACUGGUAUUUAAAAAACAUAUUUGCUGAGUUGCAUGUACCAGAAGAUCGUCCUGGCUGGCAUGGUGCUAUCCGCAGCGCAGGAAUAGCUUCAGAAUGCCUCGACUAUGUCUUACCAGAGCAUCAUCCUACUGGGGCUCACCUUUCUCUCUUUGGAUGUCAUGGUCAGGGAGGCAAUCAAUUUUUUGAAUACACAUCAAAUAAGGAGAUUAGAUUUAACUCUGUAACUGAGCUAUGUGCUGAAGUCCCUGAGCAUGAAGACUUCAUAGGUAUGAGGAGCUGCCCAAAAGAUGGAUCUCCUACCCCUGAAAUUAUUAUAUGGCAUUUCAAAGAAGAUGGGACUAUUUACCAUCCUCAUUCGGGAAAGUGCCUUACCGCUUAUCGUACAACUGAGGGGCGUGCCGAUGUGCAAAUGAGAACUUGUAAUGCUGCAGAUAAAAAUCAGAUUUGGAAAUUUGAGAAAUAAUCACUGCUGGUAGUAUGAAUCGAAUGGACUGUAAUCUCCAAGGUUUUUACAUGUGUGAGCAGAUAGUGAUGUUUGAUUGUAUACCUUGGAAUGUCUUCAGAUGCAUCUGUAGUGGUGUAGAAACUGCAUCUGCUGUGGUGAAUUGUAUGGAAAGCAAAAGUAAAUGCUGGGGUGUAGCUUCUAAAACGUCGAAUACAGAUCUAAUGCCUUUUAUUUUUGUAAAAUUUUGAUCCGUUAUUUUCGUACUUUGGUCUGUCUUGAUUAUGGUAAAACAAAGGCUUCUGAGGGGACUGAGGAGGGAUUUUUUUUUUUUUUCUUAAAAAAACCCACACUAAAGCUGCAAGAUCAUGUUACAUGAAAGUAAAGAAUCUUACAGAAGUAAGUUAAGAUUGUUGCAGUGGAAUUAACUGACCUAUGUUGCAGAUACAUUAUAACAUAUGUAUCUAACACACUAAGUAAUGCUACAGUAGCAUGUGAUUGAAUCUACAUUCAUGUGGGAAGUUGAAUCUGAAGCCUUGUUAUACUCUGCAGUUUUCUGGGAACUUACAUGCUCUUAAGGGUUUCGGGGUGACAACUAGCUAUAUUACAUUGAAGAAAAGCAAGUUUUUUCAGUAGAUGGGCUUUGGCACUGCUUUGCAGUCUUGUGCCUAUUCUGGAACACUUACCUCAUGAGGGUGAGUCAGGAGCUCUCAUGCCUUUAGAGGAGUGUAGCAGCAGCAGAACCAAGGACGUGCUGGUGGGUACCACAAAUGGGAAGAAAUAGGGGUAGCUACAAGUAAAAAUUCUGUACAAAGAUAAUGGAGAAGGAAAGAAAGCACAGAAUUGCAUUAGCUACUGCUGUUUCUUUAGCUAUAUAUUUAAUACUUACGUUGCCUCUGUGUAAGCUUUUCUAUGUCAAGCCUGGCAUCCUAGGGACACAUAGCUUAUGUGACUAUACCAUGUAUUUUUUUUUUUUUUUUUGGUCUGUUGGUGGGGUAGAGGAAGGAGACACAGAGGAAAACUUGGGCUGUUUUAUUUUAAGUAUUUUGGCAACAGCUAGCAGGCAUCGGCCCUAGGUAGAGUUUUGAAAUAAUGCAGCAUACGCUGCCUCUUUCUAGUCACAAUAGUACCAUGGGACACCUCGGGUAAGGUUGGGAAGCUGGAGUUCCUGAAGUGAGGGGAGUUGAAAAGGCAAACGGCAGCUUGGAGGAAACCAAGAUUUGUUGGUUAGGUGGUUCACAGAACAACUUCUUUAGAAUGUUUUCUGUAUCCUGUUAUGCUGAGUUUUGAAGAAUAUUGAUUCUAGAAUCAUGUUGCUAAUCUGUUUUAAGUGUGAUUAUAGACAGUAGAUGUGAUAGAUAUAUUGUGUUCUUGGAAAAAAAAAUCUUGUAUUAGUAUCUGUGGUUUUUAGCUUUAUAUGAUUUAAGUUGAACACUUCUCUUAAUGUUUCAGGCAUUCCAGCUUUUUUGAUUACUUUCACUGAAGUCAUAGAUGUUUUUCAGUAGCUAGAGUGUAGUAAUUCUUGACUUGGGGCUGGUAGGUAGGAACUUGAGCUAGUGAGCAAAAAGAAUCUGGAUACUUGAGGAAUGUAGUAGGUGUGCAUUUGCUGCAGGUGUUAGUAGGUAGAAGGGUUAAAAGGGAGGAAGUGAGACCUGAAAUAGGUGAAGAUUUGCCAAAAAUAAACCAAGAGUAAGUUAAGAUGUAUUCUUGAAUCUUAGUGGUUUUAAAGAGUUGAGAGGUUUGGGUGGAAGCAGGCUAAGAUAGAAGGGAAACAGAAGAAGAAAAUUUGGAGCUGGGGACGUAGCACUGAAUCAUGCUAAAAAUGCUUGCCACUGUGUGGCAUGGGUAGUUUUAAGUCUUUAACUUAUUUUUAGGAGGUUAGUUGCAAUUUGAUUUUUUUUUCUUUUCUUUAUUCCUUUUCUUUUUUUCCCUAAACUGAUUUUUUUUUUUUGAAAAGGGAAGUUCUUUACUAUAUAAGGGAGACAUUCCUGAAAAAUUCCAUUCCACUCUGCAGCAAGGAAUUCUUUUGUGGACCUACAAGUUAUGAACCAUUUAUCAAAUUUUAAACGGCAGCCAGUCAUUAUGUACUGGGGCAAUAAAUUAUAUAAAGUAUGUGCUUUUGUGAAAAGCUUGCUGUAGACUCUUACAUUCGGUAGAAAUGACAGGAAAAAGGCCUGGGUUCUCCUACAUGGCAGAGCAUAAGUUGUAUGUGCAAUGCAUGUUUCCUCAGAUGAAAGUAAUUAAAUAGUGUGAAUAUAGACUAUGCAACUUUUAUAUGGUUAACUUUUUUAGGACUUGGCAAAAACUACAUUUCAUAUAAGAAAACUACCUUCAUGUUAAAACUGACAAAGUGCUCCUUAUCUAUUUAAGCAAUAAGUCUAAGUGAAACUGCCUUUUAAAGUUUAAAAAGUUAUUCUCUAUGUAUGUAUCUGAACCCUUCCUCCUUCUCCCCACCACCUCCCAUUCUAUUUUUGUGGUUUUUUUAAAAACUAAAAGGAAAAAAGCAAAAGUAAAUAACCUCACCAUAAAAAAAAAAAAAAUGGGAGGGGGUAGGAGGAGUAGGGGGUUGAGAAGGAGAGGGAAAGAGAGAAGUAAAAAAACCUUAGCAUUUCAUUUCCACUAGUUUUGAACUGAGUUGCAGCAAUUCUACAGAAAUACUCCAAUCCAGAUGUUUUUUCAGUGUGUUAAGAUUUCUGGAAAAUCUGAAACUCUGAAAGAUUUUCUAUUCUGUUAGACUUUGAAAAUUUGGGGAACACUUGUAUAUAUUUUAAACUACUGAUUUUAAGUGACUUAAAAGAAAUUGAAUGUAAACUUAACACUGAAUAAAUGUGGCAGGGCUUUGGGGUUUCUUUCGAAAAAAUAAAAUCCAGAAUGAUAAGUA
This is a messenger RNA of Harpia harpyja (harpy eagle), 4706 nucleotides long. RefSeq names its product polypeptide N-acetylgalactosaminyltransferase 4 (gene GALNT4). Bases 95 to 1846 code for a protein of 583 amino acids. Lineage: Eukaryota; Metazoa; Chordata; Aves; Accipitriformes; Accipitridae. The transcript is spliced from 2 exons. Gene Ontology annotation, cellular component: Golgi apparatus. The record is from RefSeq and is a predicted model, not a curated record.